AUGUCCCUGCCCGAAGCGCAACCAGCCAUGAAACAACAAGAGGCCUUGAAGCAACGCUCGGAUGACGUCACUUACCUCAACGCGACAACCUCACUCCUUCUCAUGCUUCCGGCAGAAAUCCAAAUCGAGAUCUUCGACUUCGCAAUUUCCCCUAGCACUAUUAUGCUAUAUCAAGAAUAUAAUCACCAUACGGACAUUGCCAAACCUAAGCACCGUCAUGCCAUACCCCUACUCUUUGUCUGUCGCCAGAUCCACUCAGAGGUCGCCAUACUACCCUACAAGGUCAACGUCUUCCUUCUUAUUGUAGACUGCUAUCUAGAUCUCGCCGACUUCCUUAAUUAG
This is a messenger RNA of Alternaria conjuncta, 342 nucleotides long. RefSeq lists its product as uncharacterized. The coding region runs from base 1 to 342 and encodes 113 amino acids. The record is from RefSeq and is a predicted model, not a curated record. Lineage: Eukaryota; Fungi; Ascomycota; Dothideomycetes; Pleosporales; Pleosporaceae. The transcript is spliced from 2 exons.